Molecule: messenger RNA, 1223 nt
Organism: Ziziphus jujuba (common jujube)
Lineage: Eukaryota; Viridiplantae; Streptophyta; Magnoliopsida; Rosales; Rhamnaceae
Exons: 2
Coding region: 99-1013 (304 amino acids)
Source: RefSeq, a predicted model, not a curated record
AUGUCUAUGUUAGAAAUCUCCUUUUAGGGUGUUUAGAGCUUUGGUAGUUUCAGGCAAAAAAGAAGCUGGAAAGCAACCAGAUUAAGUUUUAUCAGGAAAUGAGUGUCUUAGAUAUCUUCAGAAAAGCUCUCUUAGUUUCUUCUAAAAACAUCAACUUCAUCAUCUUCGCUUUUAUAACCUCCCUCCCCUUGUUCUGCUUUGUGGUUUACUAUGAAUUUUCUUUCCAAAAGUUUCUUCUUGAAACCUUUGAAAUUCUAGAAGUAUCAAAGGGUCACUUUUCAUUCAAUAUGCUCAGCGAGCUGAAAAAGGAUUAUCUUCACGAGAUGACUCGAAUGGGUCUUUUGUAUUUUGUUCCCUACAAUCUCCUACAACUCAGCACAGUGCUACUGAUUGUUGAUUUGGCAUCGAAAAUAUAUAAAGAAGACAAACAGAUGAGUCUUAAAGAUAUGUUACCAAAACCAAUGAUCAGCAUGGGAAGAUUAAGAGGCACUUUGAUCACUUUUCUGAAUUUCCUCUAUGUUUCCUUGUUAUCAACUUGUACUCUACCUGGAUUCAUAUGGUUGGUAACGAUUUCUAAUGAUUUUUCAAGCGAUUUGAUUGUCAUGGCUGGUAUUUUUCCCACAGCAGUUGUUGGAGUAGCUUUUGUGGCACUUCUAACCCUUUACUUGGCAUUGAGUGCUGUGUGGAAUAUGAGUAUUGUGUUUUCCAUUUUGGAGGGUGUAUAUGGGAUUGAAGCGUUGGCUUUGUCUUCUUACUGCAUCGGUGGAAAGGAUGAAUGUGGGAUUGUUUUGAUGCUUGUUUUCUCUGUAUGGGAAAUUGGAUUAAGAUUUCCAUGUCUCUAUAUUGGCUGCUAUAAAGGAGGUUAUGGAAUUAUUGCGCAGGUUAGCUUGGUCUGCCUGGGAAUGACACUGAAAUGGAUCGUCUUCGUGGUAUAUUACCACAGUCUUAAAGAGAUAACAUUAGCAAAGAAAGUUGAUUUGGAGGUAGGAACAGAGGUUAGACCAGUUGGAUAAAUAACGGGAGUUAGGUGGAACAAACCAAUUCUAAGCUCAGAAUUCAAGUUUUGAAAAUGGUGAGAAUCGUGGAGAUGGAAAAUUCCUAGAGCAUCAUAUGAAACAAACUUCUAAACUUUCAUUUACGGGAGUAGGCAUAAAUAUUAUCUUUUUUGAAAGUCUCAAACUCAACUACUUAAAAGAAGGAUUUUCUGAUUUAUUAUUAUUAUU